Molecule: messenger RNA, 1663 nt
Organism: Vollenhovia emeryi
Lineage: Eukaryota; Metazoa; Arthropoda; Insecta; Hymenoptera; Formicidae
Gene: Taldo
Product: probable transaldolase
Exons: 6
Coding region: 98-1141 (347 amino acids)
Biological process (GO): pentose-phosphate shunt, non-oxidative branch; pentose-phosphate shunt; carbohydrate metabolic process
Cellular component (GO): intracellular anatomical structure; cytoplasm
Molecular function (GO): transaldolase activity
Source: RefSeq, a predicted model, not a curated record
AGAUAUCGCACACAGUGCUCACGGAGCGUCCGCGUGAGUAACACGUCGAAAUCGGUUCAUCUCCACACGUGCACACGCAUAAAUACACACGGCGACCAUGAGCGAACCUCAGUCAAAGGAAGCGAAGAUGAGCUCGUUAAGCCAGCUGAAGAAACUCACCACGGUGGUCGCAGACACCGGCGAAUUUGAAGCUAUGAAACAAUUUAAGCCCACGGAUGCAACGACAAAUCCCUCGUUGAUCCUCGCUGCCGCAACUCAUAAGAAGUACGCUCACUUAUUUGAGCAAGCCGCGGAAUAUGGCAAAAAAUGCGGGUCUACUUUGGACGAGCAGGUUGAGCAUGCCCUCGAUAUGAUAUGUGUAUUCUUCGGCAAAGAGAUCUUGGGUAUAAUACCCGGGAGAGUUUCCACCGAGGUGGACGCCAGAUUGUCCUUCAAUAGGGAGGCCAGUGUCAAAAAGGCGAAAAAAUUGGUCACUAUGUACGAGAAGCUCGGAAUAAGCAAGGAGCGCAUCUUGAUCAAGCUCGCGGCGACAUGGGAAGGCAUCCAAGCGGCGCAAGAGUUGGAAAUAAAACAUGGAAUCCACUGCAAUAUGACGCUGUUGUUCUCCUUUGCCCAGGCCGUUGCUUGCGCGGAGGCUAAAGUUACUCUCAUUUCACCGUUCGUUGGUCGAAUCCUCGACUGGUACGUGACAAAUACAGAUAAAAAGUUUUACAAGGCUAAGGAGGACCCUGGUGUUGUUUCCGUGAAGAAGAUUUACAAUUAUUAUAAGAAAUUUGAUUAUAAAACAGUCGUGAUGGGUGCCUCGUUCAGAAACGCCGAUGAAAUUAUGGAACUCGCCGGCUGCGAUUUGCUCACCAUAAGUCCCAAGCUAUUGGAAGAAUUGGACAACAGCGACAAGCCCGUGCACAGGGUUCUGAGUGUGGAAUCGGCGAAGGAGUGCGACCUUAAGAAGAUUAGCGUAAACGAGGCCGAAUUUAGAUGGCUUUUAAACGAGGACCAAAUGGCGAUCGAGAAGUUGAGCGACGGCAUUCGCAAAUUCGCCGCUGAUGCACGCAAGCUCGAACAGUUGCUGCGAGAAAAAAUUGAGGAGUUAAACGAACAGAGUUUGAACGAUAGUAGGGCAUGUUCGAUGAUACGUUAAAAGACCGGCUACAAUAGGUAAAAACCUGGCACAAGGAGUAAGGAAGUAAACAAAUUUUAUUUCUUGCUUCUACCCAUACGGAGCACAAAACUUGCAGUUACAUUGCAACAAUGUAACGGCAAGUUUUGUGCUGUAUGGGUAUUUUAGCUCUCACUCUUGACAAAUCAGAGCGCAGUCGAUCAGUGCUACAAGUAUUUUAAAAAUUGUGCCUGCAUUUUAACUUUCUUAUACCGAGAGGUAAAGGUUAUUGUUCUUUUACUUUUUACUGCUUACUUGCAAUGUAGACGGUCCUUUAGAUAUGUACAGCGACAUAAUAAUUUGCAAGGACAUAAUAUAUCGAGUGUACCAAUACAUUCCUGUUAUUCACAUACCUGUAAAAUAAUUAUUUUUAAUAAUUGUGAAAAAGUGUUAAAGAAGGAAAAUCUGUGUAUUUUUAAAAAUGCAAGAUUUAUAUUUCAAGAAUGCAAAGACAGAUGUUAAAUAAAGGCAAGUAGAGAAAUUUUUAAGAGAGAAAAAGUAUAA